Molecule: messenger RNA, 7125 nt
Organism: Phycodurus eques (leafy seadragon)
Lineage: Eukaryota; Metazoa; Chordata; Actinopteri; Syngnathiformes; Syngnathidae
Product: protocadherin gamma-C5-like
Exons: 5
Coding region: 2432-5434 (1000 amino acids)
Biological process (GO): homophilic cell-cell adhesion
Cellular component (GO): plasma membrane
Molecular function (GO): calcium ion binding
Source: RefSeq, a predicted model, not a curated record
AUCGAGUGGCAUCAUUUUACAAGUCGGGCUCUUGUUGUGUAUCGAGUCGAGUCAACGGCGCCGUUUCCAUUCCGUUGGCAUAUUGCAGUGGAAUUGUUUUUUUUUUCGGCAUCAUCAAAGUUAAACAAUAUGUUGUAUUAGUUGGCCUACAGGUGUUAAUUCGUUAACGAUCGCCAGAGAUGGAAUUGGGUGUUUUAACGGUCCACAGCAGACUGAAAUAACAAUAAGUAAGUCACUGGAUUGCACUUAUGGAGCACUUUGUCUGCACGCUCACAGUGCACUUUACAAAGCCUCACAUUCACCCACCAAUGGGCGACUGGUGCCAGGCCCGCUGGGGGCGCGUCAGGGUUCAGUGGCUUGCCCAAGGACUCUUUGACAUCCAGACAGUCGGAGCCAGGAUCGGAACCGACGACCCUUCGGUCACCGGAUGACCCGCUCUACCUACUGAGCCACAGCCGGCAUCGUUUGAGUCCGUAAAGCCAGAGGCCGGUGGUUAGGAAAUGCGGUGAGUGGGAUCGCGCGCUUGUAUCCUCUUGCCGGCUUCACUCGGCCUCUGGGGCGGACGAGCCGUCGCAACUUACAAAUGGUCCCAAGCCCGGAUAGGAAUAAGAAUCAUCAUCUUUCAUUGUCAUGAACAUGCAUGCAUGCACAUGAAAUUUAAGCCAUCACAGUGAACACAUACAUACAUAAAGACGGAAGGUUACAAUCGGGGAGGGCGCCCGACUGUGAAAUCGAUACCAGAACUUUGAACCCUUUAACACCUCAGCCUCAAAAUGUCUGCCUGGACUGUUUUGCUUAUUUUGCUUUUCACAGAAAACUUGGAAUGUUCAAUAUCUGGCAGGUUCGGGUUAGGUUCGUUUAUCCCGAACGUGUCGUCAGAAUCGGAAUCAUCUUUAUUUGCCAAGUAUGUCCAAAAAAAAACACACAAGGAAUUUGUCUCCGCUCGAGUACGACAACAGACGGUCAAUUGACAGAGAACACGUUGGAGACAGAAAGACAUUGACCAAAACUGAGCAGUAAAGGGUUAAUAGUUAUCUGGUAAUUUUUUUUUUUGACAAUUGUGCAAAAAGAUGCCGAGUCCUCUCGCACUUAGAGCAGUUCGAAAGACUAAUAUUGCAAUCGUGCGGUGCAAUGAGCCUUGUGCAAAGGGCGCCGAGACUUCAAGCGAGUAGCGCGAUGUCGAUUGUGCAAAUGUUGCAGAAACUCCUCAGUCAGUGUGCAAGUGGGGCGGAUGCUACUCUGGCACGAGUGGCCAGUAUUGGUCUACGACAAUCAGCGCUUUAAUUAAUUAUGUAAAUGAGCCGCACAAGUGGAUCAGUCUCAUCCGUCGUCAAAAGCUGGCAGGAAGAAGAUGUCCUAUUUUUCAGACAUGUCUUUCUGGUCAAAUAUCAAUGAAUUGCUCAAAUAUAUUUGAUUUGGGCGGCACGGUGGACGACCGGUCGGAGCGUCUGCCUCACAGUUCUGAGGACGACGGUUCGAAUCCCGGCCCCGCCUGUGUGGAGUUUAAAUGUUCUCCUCGUGCCUGUGUGGCUUUUCUCCGGGGUCUCCGCUUUCCUCCCACAUCCCCAAAACGUGCGUGGUAGGUUCAUUGACAAUUCUAAAUUGCCCGUAGGCGUGACUGUGAGUGCGAAUGGUUGUUUGUUUGGAUGCGAUUGGCUGGCGACCGGUUCAGGGUGUACCCCGCCUUCUGCCCGAUGAUCGCUGGGAUGGGCUCCGGCACGCCCGCGACCCGCGUCAGGAGAAGCGGCUCAGAAAAUGGAUGGAUGGAUAUUUGAUUUCUUUUCUUUCCAAAUGAAUCGAAUCUUGCAGCUUUUGUCAUGCAAACUUUUGACCGGCCUUCUGUGUGCUGCUUUUGGGCAAGUUUUAAAGGUGGCACGUUUGUAUUUGGCGCCCUCUUAUGGGCGAAAAGACUGUGGCAACUUUUUUUUCUUUCUUUCUUCUUCUUCCCCAACACGUGAUUGAAAAAGACGCAUCGGAAUAUGUCUCGGUUGCCUCCGAAGCCGUAUUUUCUUACGAGCCUCGUAAAUGAGCACAUCCACAUCGUCUGACUUUUUUUUUUUUUUUUAGUCCCGGCGCUCCUCAAACUCGGAGUCAAAAAGUUUCUCGCAUGCGUGCGAGUGAGAGAGCAACUUUGCUGUGUGUGCGCGUGUGCGUGCGAGUGGGGGAGGCCCCUGCUUCCUCCCCCCGCCCACGAGCGCAGUGAGGCGGGAGAGGGCGAGCCAGAGCGAAGUGUGUGCGCGAGCGGGGGAAAUAGUUGAGCUUUUCGGCCUGGUUUUCUCGCGAAAGUCGGCGGUCAUGAUCGCGUCCAAACUUGCCGUCACUCGUCCUAAAAAGCGGAUCCUCUCGCCGCCGAAGUGGACGGGCUCGUCUUCACCCCAACUAAUCAUGGCCGCUGAACGCUGAGGCGAGAAGUUUCGGCGAUUCCCGGACAAUGGAGCGCAGGCAGAGGAAGCGCUCCGGCGGAGGGAGCCAGCUGGCGAGGCUGUGCUGCUUUCUGGCCUGCCUCGCCUCCGCCUCCGCCUCCGCCUCGGCCCAGCUCAGCUACUCCGUGUUGGAGGAGCUGAGCCCGGGCUCCAUCGUGGGGAACAUCGCCAAGGAUCUGGGCCUGAGCCCCCAGAGCAUCGUUGAAAGGGGGCUGCGCGUCGUGUCCGAAACGGGCACGCAGUAUUUCGAGGUGAGGCAAGCCAGCGGAGAUUUGGUGAUCAAGCAGCAAAUGGACCGGGAGCAGAUGUGCGAGUUGAGCUCGUCCUGCUCGCUCCACCUUCAGAUACUUCUGUCCGAUCCUCUGGAGAUCCAGCGCGUCGCGGUGGACGUCGUGGACGUCAACGACAACGCGCCCCACUUUUCCACCAGCAGCGUGUCUUUGGAGGUGUCCGAGGCCGCUGCGCAGGGCACGCGCUUCCGCUUGGAGAGCGCGCACGACCCCGACGUGGGGAGCAACUCUUUACGCACCUACCAGCUGGAACAAAACGACUUUUUUACACUGAACGUGGAGACCAAAAGCGACGGCAGCAAGUUUCCCGAGCUCGUGGUGGACAAAGCUGUGGACAGGGAGGCGCGGGCGUCCUUCGAGCUGCUGCUGACCGCCGUGGAUGGCGGGCAGCCGCAGAAAUCGGGCUCCACGCUGCUUCUCAUUCAAGUUCUGGACGUCAAUGACAACGCGCCCGUCUUCAACGAGUCCGUCAGCAAAGUCAGCCUGCUCGAGAACGUCGCGCCGGGCACGUUAGUGACCGAAUUGAACGCCACGGACGCGGAUUCGGGCCGCAACGGCCAAAUCUCGUUCAUGUUCAGUAGAUACACGCCCGAGCGCGUCGUGAAGCUUUUCAACGUGGAUCCGAAGAGCGGAGAGAUUCGCGUCCACGGCGAGGUGGAUUACGAGAAAGCCGCGUCCUACCACAUCACGGUGCAGGCCCGAGACGGGGGCUCCCCCGCCAUGGAGGGCUCCUGCAACGUCAUUAUCGACGUCACGGACGUCAACGACAACGCGCCAGAGGUCACGCUGACGUCACUCACCAGCCCCAUCAGAGAAGACUCCGCCCCGGGAACGGUGAUAGCCCUCAUCAGCGCUCGGGAUCUGGACUCCGGCAAGAACGGGGAGGUCACCUUGAGCCUCCCGCCCGGUCUGCCCUUCAAGCUCAACUCGGCCUUCGACACGCACUACAGCCUCACCACGGCCGGCGCCCUCGACCGCGAGAGCCAGUCCGAGUACAAGGUGGUCAUCGGGGCCACCGACGGCGGCGAGCCGCCGCUGUCGUCGCAGGCCGCCUUCGUGGUGACGCUGUCCGACGUCAACGACAACGCCCCCGCCUUCUCCCAAAGCUCCUACUCCGUGGACGUCCCGGAGAAUAACGCCGCCGGCGCCCCCAUCGCCGCCGUCUCGGCCACGGACCCGGACCUGGGCGACAACGCCCGCGUCGCCUACUCCAUCCUGCCCGGCCUGGUCCAGGGCUCGCCGCUCUCCUCCUACGUCUACGUGAACUCGGAGAGCGGCCGCAUCUUCAGCAUGCGCUCCUUGGAUCACGAGCAGCUGAAGGCCUUCCGGAUCGAGGUCCGGGCCCGCGACGGCGGGGCGCCCCCCAGGACCGCCGACGUCACCGUGCACGUGUUCGUGGUGGACGCGAACGACAACGCGCCCGUGAUCGUGCGCCCCGCCGCCGCGGACGACGGCGGCGGCCUGCGGCUCAGCGUGCCCUCGUCCGCCGGCCCGGGCUACCUCGUCAACAAACUGGUGGGGCUGGACGCCGACAGCGGGCACAACGCCUGGCUCUUUUACUCCGUCGCCCCCGGGCCGCACGCGAGCAUGUUCCGAAUCGGGGCGCGCUCCGGCGACCUGCGCACGGCCCGCAAGUGGGCCGAGGAGGACGAAGGCUCCGCUUACGACAUCGCGGUCAUCGUCCGAGACAACGGCGAGCCGCCCAAGUCCACGCUGGUGAACAUUACGGUCACGGUGGACCAGAAGGCCGCGGCCGACGAUGCGCCGGCGAGGCCUCACCGCACGCCCUUCUCCCCGCGCGACGGGAUGUCGGACAUCACCUUGUACCUCAUCAUCUCUCUGGCCUGCGUGUCGGGCGUGUCGUUGGUCACGCUGGCCGUCGUCACGGCGCGCUGCCUGAGGCGCCGCGGCCACGGCGGGGGCGACCCCUGCUGCUGCUGCUACGGUAGCCGGCGGUCCGGCCGCUACCGGCGGAGGCCCGGCAAGGACCCGCACCUGCAGCUCAACACGGACGGGCCCAUCCGCUACAUGGAGGUGGUGGGCGGCGCCCGGGACCCGCACACGCGCACUUACAGACCCUGCUACUCCACCGUCUCCAGCAGGAGCGACUUUGUGUUCGUGAAGACGCCCACGCUGAGUCCCAGCAACACGCUCGACACCACCCUCGGCAGGAAGCGCCUCGGCGGCUCGCCCGGUGAGCAAAAGCCCCCCAGCAACGACUGGCGUUUUAACCAGGGACCGAGACCAGGACCCAGCGGUCCCCACAUGCCAUACGGUACACACAUACGAUGGACGCCGAAGAGCGGGACAAGGGCUGUCGGAGGACCCGAGGUUACCAUGGGAACGGGCCCUUGGCCCCAACCCCCAACUGAAGCUGAGCAGCUCCAGGCCCUGAUGGCCGCAGCUAACGUGAGCGACGCGAGCGGCACCCUGGGACCCGGCACGAUGGGCCUGAGCACCCGCUACAGCCCCCAUUUCACCCUGCAGCACGUGCCCGACUACCGCCAGAACGUCUACAUCCCCGGCAGCACGGCCACGCUCACCUCCAACCCCCAGCAGCAGCAGCUGCAGCAGCAGCAGCAGCAGCAGCAGCAGCAGCAGCAGCAGGCCGUGGCCCAGCAGGCCGGCCAGCAGGCGCUGCCCCCGCCCCAGCCCGAGCCCCCGAAAGCCGCCCAGACCCCCGCCUCCAAGAAGAAGUCCACCAAGAAGGAGAAGAAGUAGAAAAGGAGGCGCAGGAAUGCUCAAUCCGGUCUGACGAGAAGUGAAACCCCCUCCCCACACCCCGCCACCAGCUAUCGCACGAGCGGCGGUCCGAGCGGCUCCUUCCGAAGCGUCUCCGAGGCCUCGAGGAGUCCGAAGGUGCCCGAACGCUUCCGCUUGUAAUCGGUCGAUGUUUGGUGCUCGGGUGUGGGUUAAGGUUAUUGUGAUUUUCUUUUGCUUGAUUUUGGCUUAGACAAGAAAGCUCCCAAGGUUGAUGUAUCCACAGAAAUGUUGUUGUCUUUCAUGUCGGAGUUAUUGUGCGCUUUCCCUCCAGCGGGAAGUCGGCCGUUGUGAGUACGCUCGUCGCCGUCAUAUUUCUACGUAGGCUCGCUCGGCCUUUUGCGGGACCUUUUACCGCUAUUACGAACUUCGUCUGCAUGCUCUUUAAAGGUUCAAACCACAUCGUACUAGUUUAGCGUCGCAAACUAUGCAUUGCAAAAGCAAAAGAGGAGGACGCCCCGCCCCCCGCCAAAAUCGCCGCUCAACGCAAUGCACGUGUAGCAUUUGCCCGACGGAAAAGAACUUUUGUAAACCACAGUUUGACCUGAGCAUGUACCCGCAAUGAGAGGCCACAGGGGGUGUCCGGCUGCCCCCGUCCCCCCCGUCCCCCCCGUCACUUCCCCACAUUAAGAGCCAACCUGAAGUAUUGCACCGAUGUCGGGUGUAAAUCGCAUUCGGGUGAAGUAUUUGCCGUUAUUGAGUUUUCUUGCGAUCGCAUGCGUAAGAUAUGAAGUCCGGCGGGUGAGCUGGGCAGAUUUGGCGGUGGCGGUGGGCGGAGCCUAAAACAUUGUUCCGUUGGCCCGCCGACCCUCGGCUCCGCUCGCUGAAUGUACAGAGGGACCGCUAAGCUCAAAUGGGCUGACCCGGGCCGGGGUCAGCGAGGCGAAACCACUCGCCAUGCGCUCGUCCUUCGCCACCCGUCCUCCGUCGUGACCUCCCCCCCCCCGCUCGUUGUAAAUAAACCAAUAAAGUCCCGUUGACGUUUGCGUUGUCGGGACCGCCGCCGUCCGCCGUUUUCCCCAAAUCAAACGUCCUUCUCCACAAGGCGUGGCUCACUACUGGAAUGUGUUGCGGUUUGUUUUUCAAGAAAAUGAAGAAAAACAAGAUUUAUUCAACAAAAAAAAACAAAACAAUUCCAAAUGAAAAUAUGAGAUGAUCUUCAACAGUUUGCGUUGCAAUGUAGUAACUAAGCACCAUGCCAACUAACUCUACAGUGUAAAUACAACAAAUGAAAGAUAACUUUAGAUAAGGUGACACACGUAGACUAGUUAACUUGUGAUGUGUUGCGCAUAUUUUUGUCUUCAUUUUCUCUUCUAUCUUUUAUCACGCUGUAAAGAAAUGACAAAAAAAAAUAUGAAAAUGUUUCUAUCCUUGUGUAACCUCUCAAUGUUCUUUUUGCGGUGAUUUGAUCUUGUGCAUUCUCUUUCUGUCCAUAUGAACAAAUGACGAUAAAUAUUAUAUACGUGUCCGUCCGUCCGCUGCUGAAUUAAUACUCCUCUUUCCUGCUGUAUUAGCUUUCUUAUCAAAUGCUUAGCCCCCGCCCCCCACAUGCUUUAUCCCUGUGUUACAUUUAUUUUUCUGCUAAUAUUUAUAUUGCUGUUUUAUUUUCUCUUGAACACUGACAUUUCAAAUAAAAAGAUUCUGAAACCGGU